AACGGGUUGAAGUGGUUGAAAGCCUGCAAGUCGUACCUUGAUUGCCAAUGAAUUCAUCAGGUCUACCUCCUCCUGUGCCAGGUAAGCUAUGUUCGAAUGAUGUAGAGCCAAAGUCGUCGCGAGUUCGACUACCAAGCCUUCCGGUGCUUGAAGACGAUGCGGAUAACUUCAUUUACGAAGAUGACGGUGAGUCAAAUGACGAAGACGGAAACUCCGAGUUGUGUCGAUACAUUCAACGACUUGAGAAGGAAAAGCAAGAGCUUGAAAAUGAGGUACACGUACUGAAAGACCAAAACGCCAGUCAACGACUCAAGUCUCAAACCGCAGAACGCCGUAUCGAGAUGCUCGAAGCUUCUCUUAAAGAUGCAAUAAACACCGGCGACGCCUUCAGACAAGAGAAAGAUGUGGUGCUAGCAGUGCAAGCCAGUGAGCGCGAGCGAAUGGCGUCAAUGGUAGCGUUGCUCGAGGAAGCUCAGAAUCGAUAUGAAGACGCCGAACGUGCUCGUCAAAGCGCCACUUUCAAGCUCAGCUCUCUGCAGGCUACCAGAGCCGACGCCACAAGUCAAAGUUUGCUUCCACCGGUACCCAAGACCAUCCCAACGCCUCGAAGUUUGUCCUCCAAUGUGCUAUUGGAAGGGUCAGUUGAUUUCGAUGAACGCAUCGAGAAGUACAAGCGAGACAUUGAGCUGCUUCGACAGAAGCUCGAACUUACCGAGGAACAGGCCGCUGAAAGACAGAAACUGGCAGUGUCACUGGCACUGCACGAAGCGCAACUUGACUCCUCGAACGUGGUUGAGCACAUGAAAUUGGAGUGUGAACGUCGAAUUAAUGAAUGGCGACACUGUGAAGCAGUUCGAGCCAAGGAAAAGGAGAGCGCUUUGGAUGAAGAUCGCUACAGUAUCCGACUGGAAAUGAGGUAUGCACUGCAACGUUCACAGAUCGAUCAACGGGUAGCCCUUCUUCAAGCUGAAACGGAGUUUAAGACAGACAGGCCCAGUCCGCGAGAGCCAAUUGAGAGCGAUUUCUCCAUUGGAACGUUGGAUGAAGUGCUGGUUCGAAUGCAGCUGGAACAAGUUCGUACACGUCGCUUUGAAGCUCUUAAGAAGGCGCUUCUCAUCCGCCACGCACAACUCAACCAAGCUGCAAAGGAACUGUUCUGUCGCUGGAAACUUCAAGCGUCGAACAUGAGGAUCAUGCGUCUAAACGCUGUCCUGCACAUGUAUCGCAUCGCGUUGCACUUCGAGUCACGCAAAAAACUCAGGAGCUUCAAUCAGUGGCGAGAUCAAACCCGACAACUGCAAGCACAGAACUUCCAAGCUCAAGCACUUUCGUGUUGGAACCGCAUGAUCGCAGUGGAGAGAAUAAGCCACGUUAUUCGUCAAACCACGGUAUGUUACGUACGUCAUGUAAACAUGCGAUAA
Molecule: messenger RNA, 1421 nt
Organism: Phytophthora infestans T30-4
Lineage: Eukaryota; Oomycota; Peronosporomycetes; Peronosporales; Peronosporaceae
Exons: 1
Coding region: 48-1421 (457 amino acids)
Source: RefSeq, a predicted model, not a curated record